AUGUCUUGGAUCGCGCAAAUCAUAUCAAUCGCUUGUAUCAUAUUUCUGGCAAAUUGUGCGGAAACUCACGGCGACGAUAGGGCCGGACCUAAGGAUAGUCGCGGACACUAUAGCGUACGACGACUCGACUGUUCGCUGUUUUGUAAGAAAACCGGAUUUAGUGGUUAUGUCGGCGGCUGUCAGUGCGGGUUCACUCUCUUCGCCAACAAACGAAGUGAUGCCAACAAUAUUGACACAAAUGGGUGA
Medioppia subpectinata is the source of this 246-nucleotide messenger RNA. Lineage: Eukaryota; Metazoa; Arthropoda; Arachnida; Sarcoptiformes; Oppiidae. The record is from the annotation of a GenBank genome assembly.